AUGGCAGAAGUUCACAUUAUUGGCGAAAUUUCUCAUGCCAAAGAUUUUCCUAGACCGGAACUUUUUUGCAAGUGGCAUUUACAAUUUGGUAACAAUUGGAAACUCAUUUCUGGUAAAAAAGAGGGACAAACUCAGGUUUCUUGUUCUCAAUUUGAUAAUAAAAGUAAAUGGUGUUUUCCCAUAGAUAUACAUUUAGCUACAGCUGGAAUUCAAGGUAAAUACAGUGCGUGUAGAAAAUUCUGGAGCGUAUAA
Brassicogethes aeneus is the source of this 252-nucleotide messenger RNA. The record is from the annotation of a GenBank genome assembly. Lineage: Eukaryota; Metazoa; Arthropoda; Insecta; Coleoptera; Nitidulidae.